This is a messenger RNA of Meloidogyne enterolobii, 426 nucleotides long. Lineage: Eukaryota; Metazoa; Nematoda; Chromadorea; Rhabditida; Meloidogynidae. The record is from the annotation of a GenBank genome assembly.
UUUUUGCUUUUCCUACUUCACCAAAACUAUCUACCACUCGUCAGGCUCAAGUCUUCUUCUGUUCUUCUAAUAAUGUCUAUCUGGGCUGAUCCGCCAACCUACUUCGAGCGACGGGAUGAUUACGAGGCCUUCGUUGAAAAGUUGGAAGCGUUCCCCUACAAGUGGAAGGUGGGUGAACGUAAGGAACCUAAACGGAUUGGCUUCAGUUGUUCCGGGGAACCUGUGAUGGAGCGGGAAAUCAUAUGGGAUUGUGUAUAUGCGCCUAAUUGUCGUGCGAAGAUUCGUACUCGCAAAUGGACCUGCUGUGGACGCUACAUUGGAGGGGAAAUGCGGACGGCCAUAGCGAAACACCUCACCCAAAAGCUAGGAGCCCCUCGGGUGUUGACAAAUACCUGGAUGGUGAAGAAGGGGAAAAUUUUCUUAUAA